AUGUCACGCUCGUUUCGACGCUCGAAUCCCAUUACCAUAAUCCUUGCCGGCAUCCUCUGCAUUGGCUUCUUCGUUUUCUUCUUCUCUGGUAGCGAUGUACCAUCAAUUGCCAGAAAGGCAGGGGGUGAGGUAGCCUCGAACCCGCUCUCCCCACCAUCGCUACCGUUCCGCAAGUCGAAAGCGAACGCUCCACAGGCCGCGCCGCCCGUGGUACAUUACUACAUGAACAACGUGACCAACACGCGCACGCCAAUUGAAAAUGAAGAGACGGUCCUUAUCCUCACACCACUGGCAAAGUUCUACCAAGAGUACUGGGACAACCUCCUUAAGCUCAGCUACCCACACAAUCUCAUUUCACUGGGCUUCAUAAUACCAAAAACAAAGGAAGGCAAUGCCGCAUACGCUGCGUUGCAGGCACAAGUCACCAAGACACAAACAGGAUCCAAGAAGAACCGCUUCGCCGCAAUUACCAUCCUCCGUCAGGACACCGAGUCACCACUUCAGUCGCAGAGCGAGGCCGAGCGUCACAAGAUGGAGAACCAGAAGGCACGACGGGCGGCUAUGGCCAAGGCGCGCAAUUCGCUUUUGUUCACAACCCUGGGUCCCACAACCUCGUGGGUUCUGUGGAUGGAUGCGGACAUUGUCGAGACCCCACCCACCCUCAUCCAAGACCUGGCCGACUACGACGUGCCCAUCAUUGUCCCCAACUGCUUCCAGCGAUACUACAACGAAGAGAAGAAGGCUAUGGAUAUUCGGGAAUACGAUUUCAACAACUGGAUCGACAGCCCUACAGCGAAGGACCUUGCUUCUAAGAUGGGCAAGGACGAUAUUCUGUUGGAAGGUUAUGCCGAGAUGGCUACCUACCGUAGCCUCAUGGCUAAGAUGCACGAUACAUCUGCGGAUCCCAAGGCGAAGAUCAAGCUCGACGGUGUAGGUGGUGCCACUCUACUCGUCAAGGCAGAAGUACACCGAGAUGGCGCCAUGUUCCCGCCGUUCGCCUUCUACCACCUCAUCGAGACGGAGGGUUUCGCCAAGAUGGCGAACCGAUUGAACUGGGAAAGUUUUGGACUGCCAAACUACCUUGUGUACCACUACAAUGAGUAA
Messenger RNA from Alternaria atra, 1104 nucleotides. RefSeq lists its product as uncharacterized. Bases 1 to 1104 code for a protein of 367 amino acids. Gene Ontology annotation, cellular component: mannan polymerase complex. The record is from RefSeq and is a predicted model, not a curated record. Gene Ontology annotation, molecular function: alpha-1,6-mannosyltransferase activity. Gene Ontology annotation, biological process: cell wall mannoprotein biosynthetic process; protein N-linked glycosylation. The transcript is spliced from 2 exons. NCBI's taxonomy places the organism in Eukaryota, Fungi, Ascomycota, Dothideomycetes, Pleosporales, Pleosporaceae.